GAAGCGAGCGAGUGAGCGAGCGGAGCCGUGCGACCGCUCUGUUGCUGCUGCUGAGUGCUGCGUGCCGUGCCACAGCGCAACGCCAUUUUCCUGUGCCCCCGCGGGUGAAGUCGAUCCGCGUUAGUUUCUACGUUCGUACGCGGUCGUUCGGUCGGGGACAUCUCGCGACGUCUCGCGGGGCGACGUCGCCCACGUUUCGAUCUCGGCCGCAUCGCCUCUCGGCGGAGGGACUCCCGUCGUCCUGCCCGUUUACUCCUGCUUCGCCUGGAGUGCGCUCGGCUUCCCCGCCCGGGAUAUGCGUGGACACGCGGCGGACAGCCGUGCGACGGAUACGAUGGUCUCGAGAGAGCGGUGAGUGAAUUACCGCGCGGAGGAGCCCGGAGAAUCAAGCAGCCGGUGAGCCGAAGAUGCCGCUUCCGAAGCGAUUGGUGGAGCCUGUGCAUGUAGCACGCGGCACCAUCCCUGAUGACUUCCCGCUGCCAUCGGAACUCGAGGCAGCCACAAAUGGCACCCUGGCCAACACUAUCCGACAGCUCUCCAGCCUGUCGAGGCACGCCGAGGAUCUGUUCGGCGAGCUGGCGAGGGAAGCGCACGGAUUGAGCGAUCGUGCGAAUUCCCUGCAGGCUAGGAUAGAUCGUUUGGCCGUCAAGGUUACCCAAUUGGAUAGUAAUGUCGAGGAAGUCUCGUUGCAAGAUAUACACAUGAGGAAAGCCUUCAAGAGUUCCGUGGUGUUUGACCAGCAAGUCGUCUCCAGGGACACCAUGCCGACGGCCAUGCUGGAAACGUAUCACCAGUGCGACACGCCGCCACCCCUGGACAAGCUUAAUAUUUACAGGGAGGACGGCAAGGACGGUUUGAAAUUCUACACCGACCCGAAUUACUUCUUCGACCUGUGGAGUCAAGAAAUGCUCAAAGACACGGAAAAGAAAUUACACGACCGAGGAAAGAAGAGCGAGUCUGAAUAUGCCGAACCGUUCAGAGAGCCGCACAGGCCUCGGAAUGAGGGUGGCGGCGGAGGUGGCGGCAGGCAUAAGAAGCGUGUGAGGCAGCCGCAUAAUACGAGGGAACGACAACGGCAACUGGCCGUCGGCCAUGGCGAGUACAUCAUGCCAACGCAGACGGUGCAGUACAGGGCGCCGCACAAUGUGCAACCCGACGACGCGUUACUGGGAAUGGUAAUGACGGAUCCCAGGCCACCGAGGCCCAACAGCAUCGAACUGCGACGAAGCUACCCCCCAGAAGAGCAGCAUCUCUACAGCCCGCCGUCUUCCGAUCUCUACAGGGGAACGAACUAUAUGACUCAGGGCUACGAUGAUAAUCCAUAUGGUUCGCACUACGCUUCGGGACAGGCACCGCCCGGCAGCGAGGCGUAUCAGAGUCCCGGCGGUCAGAGUACUCCGAGCCGGGGCGGUAGGUCGCGACCGUCGCAGCCGCCACCGGCGCCGCCGAGCAACGCUUCCAGCAAUUCGACGCCCACGGUGGCAUCCGCCAACAACACUCCCACGAGGGGAAGAUCCAUGAGCACCGGCAGGGAUACCCUGCCACCGCCACCCCCGCCACCAGGAGAAACCAUGUCUCCUCCUUCCAUGAACGGUUCCAUACCGCCGCACUUGCUGAACAGGAGCGGAAGUCGGUCGGACAGUCCUCUACCGAGCCAACGUUCGACGCCGACGCCGCCGAACCAUGCAGGCCAGUUGGGUACGGACGAGACGGAUCCGGCACCACAGGAUCUUCCGCCACCUCCACCCACCCCAGAUCCCACCCCACCAAGACCCAUCUCGCCUCCAUGCAACAUCCCGCCACCUCCACCACCGCCGCCUCCUCCACCGGUCAUCAACGGACCCACGGCACCACUGCCGUUGACAAACGGCGAUAUCGCGAAGAUGAUCGCGACCAAUCCGCCGAAGCUGAAGCCCCUGAAGAGUAUUGUAGACGGCCAGCUAAGGAAACCCGUCAAUCCGAAUAUUCCAUUGGUCGAUCCGCGAAACGACCUGCUCAAGGCGAUUCGCGACGGCAUAAAACUACGCAAAGUAGAGAAGAUCGAGCAGAAAGAGGUGGAGCGCGUGAACGCGCUCAACGACGUCGCGUCCAUCCUGGCGCGCCGCGUCGCCGUCGAGUUCAGCGACAGUGACUCGGCGUCGGAGAGCGAAUGCGACAGCGAGGGAUGGGGCGAGCAGGAGAGCAGCAAUCUGGCGUGACCCAACUCUCUGUCAUCCGCCGCCGUUACUGCCUCCUAGGGUAAACGGCCGACGAUCAAUUCGUUUCGACGCUCCGACGCCACCCUAACGUUCUACGACGCUGUAAGCGAGCCGAUCUAUUUCUCGUUUCUCGUUUUCGUAUUUCCGUAGCCGAUAUCUCAAUUUGCGAGGGAUCACGAAACGCUCGCGCGCUUUAAACAUUGUGUAUUCAGAGUUUCGAAUUUCCGGAAGAGAAUCCGAAGAAAAUCCUGAAUUAUUAAAGCACAAUUCUGCACGAUCCUUUCGACGAAGAUUAUUCGUCAUUCGGAGAAUACACUGGUAGAACCUUAAUUUAUUAUUGCUCGCCCAAACAAAGACAAUGUAAACUUUAUUGACGGAAAUAAUUCGCUCCUUUCAUCGCGUUAUUGAUACGACAAAAAUUGAAAUUAUAUCGAUAUUUCGCGUCAUAUUUCGUUAUUAAUAUUAAUCUUCUGUAUUGAGAAAUUCAUUCUGUGAAAAGACAAAAAACUAUUGCUGUGAAUGAAAAAAAGUAGAAAAAUGUUAAAUUUCUGAAAAAAGAAUUCUUGAAAUACGUGUUGGAGUUUGCAUGAUUUCGUCAAGAUCGUCAAUCAUAACGUCGUUCUUUGUUUCACAAGUCAAGCCCGUGUUAUUGAAUCGGCUGGUCAGCCACUCAGUCAGCAAAAGCAAUAGCACCGUUUAGUUUUAAUCGCUCUGUUCUUCUCGUGGAACAGAGAACAUUUUCGAAGACACGCUAAUUGUGGUCAAUUUAAUCGCGAGCGUAGUUCAGCCGAAUCGCGAUUCGAGUUUUGAAUGCGACGAACGGAGCACUCGUGAGCUCAUAAGAAAAAAAAAA
Messenger RNA from Wasmannia auropunctata (little fire ant), 3051 nucleotides. RefSeq names its product wiskott-Aldrich syndrome protein family member 3 (gene SCAR). Gene Ontology annotation, molecular function: protein kinase A regulatory subunit binding; Arp2/3 complex binding; actin binding. Gene Ontology annotation, cellular component: SCAR complex; cytoskeleton. The record is from RefSeq and is a predicted model, not a curated record. Bases 408 to 2198 code for a protein of 596 amino acids. Gene Ontology annotation, biological process: positive regulation of Arp2/3 complex-mediated actin nucleation; actin cytoskeleton organization. NCBI's taxonomy places the organism in Eukaryota, Metazoa, Arthropoda, Insecta, Hymenoptera, Formicidae. The transcript has 9 exons.